UCACCCGCGCGCGGAGUUCUUUUAGCGCGCCGUUCUGCAAAUAGUUGUAUUUUGUUUAGCCCAACUCAAUUCGUUUUAUUCGACUUUUCGCGAGCGGGAGUGACGUCGCCGUUUGUGGGCAAUUGCGAACAUAUUUAUAUUUUAAUCGUAAGGAAAUAGCGGUUGUGGUUAUUGUUUUUUGACAGGAGACACGCGUCUCUUUUCCGCGUGUCUUUUAUUUUCGUGGAUCAGCGGCCACCUGAAAGCGCCAUUUGAAAGGCUAACAGCUGUGCGGCAAAAAAGAAAAAACAAAUAUAUACAUAUAGAUAUAUAUUCAAGUGCAAAAGCUGGCGUUGCUAAAUAGAAAUAAAAAAUAAAUAAAUAAAUAAAAGAGCAGAAUAAACGUGCAAAGCGGUGCGUGAGUGUGUGUGUUUUUAUUUAUUGCGCAAGCAAAAGAGAGCGCCUUGUGUGUGUGUGCGUACCUGAAAAUAUAUAUGUAUGCAACUAAUUUCAUUACUUUCAGUUGAGUUUAAAACAACAACAAAGGCGGCGCUCGCUGAAUAAGUCUAAUUUGAAGUGCAUUUCCUUUGUGACAGAAAAGUUCGCUCCAAACUCCAAAAAUCGAGCGAGGCCACAUGUAUACAUAUCUACAGAUAUAUAUGUAUGUACAUCUGUGAGUUCAGAGCGCAAGCGUCGCGUCGCCAUGCAAAUGUUAAUGAAAAACACAAACCCCUACAAAUCGACAGCAGCUUAAAAAACAUCACAAGAUUAUCACACACAUAAUAUAACAAUAUUAAAACCCACAAAUCAGCAAACAGCGAGUAAAGCAGGGGUUUAAAGUCCACUGGCUUGGGAAUGUAUUCCAGCAAGGAGACAAAGAGCGCGGCAAAGGCGCAGAAAAAGACGCAAAAGGUUAACAAAAAGCAGCAGCCAUCGUUGCCAAAUGGUAAUAAAGUGAAAUCACCAGCAAAUGCCAAGAAUAUCCAUAUGAAUAGUAACAACAAACAAACCAACAUUAACAUCAACAACAACAACAACAACAACAACAACAGCAGUACAGUGCCCAAUAACAAUAGCAAGAAUAAUACUUUGCCAGUUAACACGGCCCAGAAAGCCAAGGAACACUACGAGGCGGAAAAGAGGAACCAAAGUCUCAUAAUGGGCGCCAACACUUUGCCGGGCUAUGAAAGUGUGCCCAGAAUGGAGCGAUCCAACAGCUUCUCACUGCGCACCAAGCUGAAUAAACUGAUUAACCACCUGACGGGCAGCAAGGAGAAUCUAUCGAGGACUGAUGGCGAUGGGGAUUCCAGCCGCACACCGUAUAUAUUCACCCGUAGUCGUUCGAUGAUCCAGAUGAGGCGGCCAAACCGCCGGAGUUUCAUCGAGCCUCAGCUGGAGCAACUGAGCGAGGAGACGGAGAAAUCUGGGGAUCUCACCUCACCAGCAUCACCGCGGAAGACAUCGGUGGCCGAUCUUCAGGUCAGUUCGCCGGUGCUUCUGCGAAGGAGUGAACUCACCUCAUCGGUAAGGACUCCAAAACGUCGCCAAUCCGCCCAGCCCUUCACAUCGACUCCUUUGGAGGAGGUGCAGUCGCCGGCUCAACGCAAGGGCUCCCUGAUGUCGCUGAACCAAACAGAACCCGCCAACCCCCAGCUGAAUUUCCAAAAGAGACGUUCCAACACGCUGAUUGCUUCCUUUAAGAGCACCUUUAGUGGAUUCACUGGGAGCGCAGGCGGGGCCGAGAAAAAGGAGAAGAUGAAUCCCAAAUGGAGUGCCUCAUUGCAAUCACUGCAGGCCAUCGAUAAUAUGGUUAGCUAUGCCAACAUGUCCUUCAUCGACUACGACAAGUUCAAUGGCUACGAGAAGCAACUGGAGCGGCAGCAAUCGCUGAUGAGUCUGGCGGAGCAGCCGGUGCCCACCGCCACUCAACUGCCGCUGCCUCCUUCGGCGCUGGCCCACUCCCAUUCGCCCUCGCCGCUGGGCGACACCUCGCGCACCUCCGUCCACCUGGGCUCAUCCCUAGAUGAGUCGGUCAGGACCGUCGUGAUGCGCCGGAGGAGAAGCAAGACUUCGCUGGAGGGCAGAAGCAAGACAUCCUUGGAGGGCAGGAGCAGCAUGGCCAGCCUGAACAGUGCCUUUAAUUUGGACACCGACUACGAGCACAAUCUGGACCGGGUCCACAAUGUCUAUCGAGAGAGUUUGGACUCGCGAACCCUAGAGCUUCUGAACCAGCGAACUCGCAACUCCUUCAUCCAGGAUCAGGCGGUGCUCUUCGAUGCCCUUAAUCUGGAGGAUGGAUCCGUGGCCCGACGGUGUGCCUUUUGUUCGAAACGCGUUUGCAGGAGCGGAAGCAUGCGGCAGCAGCAGCAGCGGGAACGAGAUGCAGUGGACGGGCGAGGGAAUCCAGUAAAACAGCUGAAAUCGAAGAGCCUCACGCACUUGGAUGGCCUCGACUCGGGUGUGGUGGCCUGCCAGCACGGUCCUCCGGGAAUGGCCACCAGCAUCACCACCGCCACCACCGCCACUACAGCCAUCACAGCCAGCACAGGCAGCACCAGCGCCACAUCCGGACUGUUCGCCACCACUGGAGUCCCAGGAUCGCUGGGCCGGCAGGCCAAUGUGACUGAAAAGGGUGAACGAGCGGGCGGUUGCCUGUCACCCUCGGCACCACUACCCUCGCACACCCCACCGCACCACCCACCCACUAUUUACACGCAGGCACCGCAGAUCGUGCGGCGGAUGCCUUCGCUGAUGCUCUCGCCCACUCUCGAUGAAACCACGAAGACGGCCAGCUCGUCCUGCUUUGGUACCGGUCACCCCAGUGCCGGAUCCUUCCACCACCACCAGCACCACCACCACCACCACCAUCAUCAGCAACCUACUGGCAGCGUCAGCACCGCCGGCGCCACCGGCCACACUUGCACCACCACCUUCACCUCCACCUCCACCUCCACCUCUACCACGUCAACUCAUGCGAUACCCUCCUCCAAACACUUUCAGUGUGCUGGCGAGGCGGCGGCCACAUCCUCGUCCUCGACGCUUAGUCCCCACAGUGCCACAGCCGCGACCUUGGGCGGAGGUGGAUGUGGAGGUGGAAGUGGUGGUGGUGGUGGUGGUGGUGGUGGUGUUGGUCUAACCUCCCCGGUGGGCUGCACCUCGUCCUCCGGUUCGACGGUGAAAAAGAAAUCCUCGUUCAUGAAGCGCAAGAAGCCACUGCUGACGCGCAGCGAGGUAUCCAGUUCCGAGUUCUUCUCCGUGUCAUUCUGCUUGGACUCGUCGCAGCAUCCCGAUGAGGAGUUUAUUCCGGCGACCAAAGGCGUGACACUACUUAACGCACUCAGCCACGCCCUGCGUAGGCGGAACCUCAGCUUUACACAAAUCACCAUUACGGACAAUAAUCCCACACCCAGUUUUUUAGAUGCAGGUCCUUCGCUCCUGCCCGUUUCCGUGGAUGAGCAGACCGAUGUGGAGAGCCUGGCGGGACACCAUCUCUGCAUCACAGAACGAGGCAGCAACCGCAAGCCCCUGCAGAAGGCAGCUUCCUUUGGCUCACGACAACCUCCGCCCCGACUCCUGCCCUCCGUCUCCACCGAGGAGACCAGCGAGUCGGGAGUGGCGCCCGGAAAGCAGAUCAAGCAACGGUGGUCUUCCAUAUUCGGAAUCAAGAAUCCCCAGCAGAGCCAGCUGUGCGAGUUGCUGAACAGCUAUGCCAAGAACGGAGUGCCCCAGCGGGCUGACAGCAUGAACUUCGAUCAUCCGGACCUGGGCAACUCACUGGCCUAUCUGCAGGAUAUGCACAAAUCGUGGCGGGACUUUGUACAUAGCGAUUCGAUGAGCGAGUCGGAGGUCAAGAUCCAAACGGCCAUUUGGGAGCUGGUUACCACCGAGGUCUACUACAUUCACGCCCUGCAAACAGUGACUGAUUUGUUCCUAGCCUGUCUGGAGGCCGUGCAGGAGGAACGCCUGCUGAUCGACGUGGACCAAGCUCGAUUGUUCUCCAAUGUGAGGGCUGUGUGCGAGGCGAACAUCAAGUUCUGGACACUGUGGCUGUAUCCCAUGGUGGCACACAGUGUCAUCACCCACGAGCCCCUGCGAUGCGCUUUUUUUCAGGAGGGGUUUCUUUCCUUCGCGUCCAUUUUUGCGCCAUAUAAGAUCUACUGUGCGGAACAGAGCACCUGCCAGUUCUACUGCAAGGAGCUAAACCAUAACAAUGCCUUAUUCACCUCCUACUUGGCGUGGUGCGAGUCGCAGAAGAUGUGCAACCGCCUGCGACUCGCGGACAUUGUGGUGCGACCCAUGCAGCGACUGACCAAGUACAGCCUCCUCCUGGCGGCCAUCAAGAAGCACAUGAGCGAUGUGGAGGAGAUCGAGGCCAUCGACGUCAUGAUGCACAGCGUGGAGAACUUUGUAAGCAGUGUGAACAACCACUUGACGAUGCGGCAGGAGAACGAGCGACUCAAGGGCGUGAUGGUGCGGAUCGAGUCCUACGACGUGGUGGACACCAACAACGAGAUGCUGGACAAGCUGAUCAAGCACCACAGCCAGAUGUUUGACCUCUGUGCUCCGAUGCGUGGAUGCCCGGCCUACCAUGUGCGCCACCUGUUCAUGGAGGGCGAUCACAAGUUCAAGGACAACCUCGGCAAGUCCGAUGUGCACUGCUUCCUGCUCACGGAUCUACUCCUGGUGUGCAAGACGAUCGCCAAGCGGGGACUAGGCGCUCUAAAGGUCAUCCGGCAGCCGUACCUUACCGACCAGCUAAUUGUUCAGCUGGCGCCGAACAACACACUGAAUUGCGUGUACCUCAAUGAGUUCCAGGUGGCCACCACGGCGUUUACGCUGCAGUGCACCGAGGCCAAGAACUGGUACGACGCCCUGUGGCGGGCCAAGACGAUCUACCAAAGACUGAAGCGCGGAGGCGGUGGUGGCAGCGGAAGUGGAACAGUGGGCGGCGGCGACAGCUUCCGGUUCGGUGGGAGUGCCACAAGCGGCGGCACCGCCGAUUCCCUUGGCGUCCGCAAGUCACCGAUGAACUCCUCCAUCUGCAGCCACGUCUCCAGUGCGAACAACAGCCACAGCGGCAGCGUCGAGUGGAACGACUCCCGCAACAUAUCCGUCGACUUUGAAAAGACAAACUCGGUGUCCAGCGACGAGGGCUCCAGCAUAAUGACAGGCAACCACGGAGUGAACCUAAAGGGCAAGCAGCAAUUGAUCAGUGGUCUGCACAAGGCCAAGAUGGGCAUCAUCGGCCAGAUGGGCUCCAAGUCGGCGAACACGCUCUCCGUGCAGCCAAUGAACCAUCUGGGCCAGAGCCUGCCCAACCUGAACAUGCAUCACAGCCACACUAACAAUACUCUACUCGUGCCCGGCUCCACGACGAGCCACUCGGGCAACAUGUUGUUGUCGCCCAGCCACCGCGGCAUUUCCUACCCGCCACCGAGCCCAACGAGAGUUCCCCUGCGCCGUGGGAUGGCCUUCUCCACGUCGACGAAGAAUCCGCCGCUGCGCAAGACCCGGAACAUAACCUCCCAGAACAGUAUUAACUGGCACCAGAUCCCGGCCACGCCCACGCCGCCCAGCCCCAGAUCGCAGUACCAGUCGCCGGGAGUGGUGUGCAUGCAGAAAUCGCUGCCCCUGCUGCUGCCCACAAACACGGAUGAGGGUCAAGGUCCCAGUCAGCCACCGCCCCCGCUGCAGAAGCAGUUCUCCCACCAGGCGCCUCUGCCCACCUCCAUUCACAACCAGUCGAGCACCGAAACGGACGUCUGAUGAGGACGGGUUGGCCGGAACUCAUACCCACGGAAUGUACUUACCCAUAUGUCCGCCACACACUACAUAGAUAAACUUUAUAUACAAGAUACAUUUGGAAAAUCGCCCUUGAUUCCCGCUCGCAUUAGCACAAAUUUAAAGACAGAUCUAGAGAUAUUACCAUCGAUUAAUUAACUUGAUUCAGAUUAGUGUGAUCAUUAGAGAAAGAAAUGGAAUACACAGGACAAGAUAAUAAAUGAAUAGUUCCCCUUUUGAAAACCUACUUAAAAUGCAAUAUAAUCCAGUGCGUGAUCAGAGGCGACUUUCCGAAUAUUCAAUUAGGAUUUCAUGAGCUUGUAGGACAUCGUGAGCUUGUAACGUGAAAACUGCACUUUUGGGUCCAAAGCUGAUAUUGAACUUUUAUACAUUCCAUAACUGACUCUCCACUGAGUCCCCAGCCUUGGCGAGAUUACAUUUCAGAACACAACGCUCCGCACAUUCGCCGUUUUAAUCUUCCCAUAACGAUAUGAAGACAAAUAAAGUUAAUCCAAACUAAAGUUAGAUGUACUUGUUACCAUAGAAUACGCAUAGUGCGAAUGCCAUAUAUACAGAAACAUACCUAGAUUGAUCACAAGCUUUAUGAAUAACUUACUACUGUACUAUUGAUGUAAGUCGUUACUUUCCUUGAGUAGUUAAAUCAAAUGUUACGGUCUAAAUAAAACAGAAUAAACAGAA
Drosophila yakuba is the source of this 6459-nucleotide messenger RNA. RefSeq names its product serine-rich adhesin for platelets. The record is from RefSeq and is a predicted model, not a curated record. Gene Ontology annotation, molecular function: guanyl-nucleotide exchange factor activity. The transcript is spliced from 14 exons. Gene Ontology annotation, biological process: Rho protein signal transduction; endothelial cell migration. Lineage: Eukaryota; Metazoa; Arthropoda; Insecta; Diptera; Drosophilidae. Gene Ontology annotation, cellular component: endocytic vesicle; plasma membrane; axon. Bases 835 to 5745 code for a protein of 1636 amino acids.